Messenger RNA from Medicago truncatula (barrel medic), 420 nucleotides. RefSeq names its product cytochrome P450 71D10. Bases 1 to 420 code for a protein of 139 amino acids. Lineage: Eukaryota; Viridiplantae; Streptophyta; Magnoliopsida; Fabales; Fabaceae. The transcript has a single exon. Gene Ontology annotation, molecular function: oxidoreductase activity, acting on paired donors, with incorporation or reduction of molecular oxygen; monooxygenase activity; iron ion binding. The record is from RefSeq and is a predicted model, not a curated record.
AUGAAAAACCUUCUGUUUGACAUGUUACUCCCAAGAGAAAGUAGGGAGAGUUGCCAAAUCAAUGAGUAUGAUAUUCCAGCUAAGACUAGGGUUAUUGUCAAUGCUUGGGCGAUUGGAAGAGAUCCAAAGUAUUGGGUUGAAGCUGAGAGUUUUAAACCCGAGAGGUUUGUUAAUAGCUCAAUUGAUUUCAAAGGCACAGACUUUGAAUACAUACCAUUUGGUGCUGGAAGGAGGAUGUGUCCGGGCAUUGCAUUUGCCUUAUCAAAUGUUGAACUUCCUCUUGCUGAAUUACUUUAUAACUUUGAUUGGAAGCUUCCCAACGGAAUGAGCCAUCAAGAACUUGAUAUGACCGAGUCAUUUGGGCUUAGUGUAGGAAGAAAACACGACCUAUGUUUGAUUCCUAUUAAUCAUCAUCCGUAA